GCUGUUCUACUUUUAUCAAAACUUCCAACAGAAAUGGUUGGGGAUCCAUUAGGUGUGGAGCGGCUCUGUGAUGCUGUAAAUGUAAUCCUUUCCUUACAGAAUGCUGAUGGUGGUUUUGCAACAUAUGAAUUGACAAGAUCGUACCGGUGGUUGGAGUUAAUCAAUCCUGCAGAAACUUUUGGUGACAUUGUCAUUGAUUACCC
Molecule: messenger RNA, 203 nt
Organism: Dovyalis caffra
Lineage: Eukaryota; Viridiplantae; Streptophyta; Magnoliopsida; Malpighiales; Salicaceae
Source: the annotation of a GenBank genome assembly